AUGAUCCUUUACGUUGUGAUUGUUGGCCUGUUUAUCCUAUUUCCCCUGUAUAUUUACUUAAUCGAAUCACGUAAAGGCUGCUUGGAAAUCUCCACCGCUCAAUGUGCAUAUAAUCGCGCUCAAUACGGUGCUGCUCUCAAUUGGGAUGAACACUGCUUCUAUAUCAACGGCCAUCCAUUACUCAUCAUAUCGUGUGAUUUCUUCUAUUGGAGAAUACCCGAUCAGAGCAGAUGGGAAAGUAUAUUGAAAAAAUACAAGUCAAACGGAUUCAAUUGCGUGAGAAUAUGCUUUCACUGGGGAUUCCAUUCUCCGGACGAAGGAAAAUACUACUUUGAACGGAAUAGGGAUAUCGAGUAUUUGUUGAGAUUAUGUGAGAAAAUAAAACUAUUUGUUCUUGCGGCUCCGGGGCCAUAUAUAUGUUCCGAGACUCAGGCGGGAGGGUACCCCUUCUGGUUACUUGAUAAGAAUUUACGAGUGCGGCAUAUGGAUUUCACCGGAUAUAAAAAAUACGACGAGCGAUUCGCUGCAUAUGAGAGAGAGUGGUUUGAGGUUUUACUCCCUAUUAUUGCCAAACAUCAGAUUACUACCAAACCAGACGGUUGCGUGAUCGGUAUGCAGAUUGAGAACAAGUUGAUUGAGAGCAAGUGUGGGAUUCCAUUUGGUCUGCAUGAUGAAAUAAGAUUCUUGUGCAAAGUGGCUAGAGAUUGUGGGAUCAAUGUACCACUGUUCAAUAACGAUCCAGCGGAACUAGGAAGUUUCAUUGCGAGAGCUGACGAAGAAGAGAAUUUCUUUGCCAGAACUUUUGGAAAGUUGUUUGGAAGCAGGAAGAAAUUCGGAUUAGAUCUGUACGGAUUUAGUAAAUAUGUUGUACCUGUACCUCCUACCGGCAAGGAGCAAUCGUCAUUAAUGUGGAAACCAUGGAAGCCGCAAUUGUUUAUGAAUGGCGUUGAUGGCAUUGAACGUAAAGUGCGGGGCUUUGGUGGCGAGGCUGCAAGAUCUCCAAUAUUCAUUCCCGAAUUACAAGGAGGAUGGUCCAACCAUUACAAAACUAGCUAUACAUUUGAUGAUAUGUUUGGAUAUUUCGGUGAUUUCUACACCAAACUAUUAUUCGAAUCAGUUCUUGCUCAAGGAUGUACUAUGACAUCGAUACAUACAGCAUAUGGAGGCACGAACUGGGGAACAAUUGGAGACACUGAUGCGUACACGUCAAAUGAUUAUUCAGCAUGUAUCAGAGAAUAUGGCUAUACAUCAUCUCGUAUGAGAGACCUUCGCCAAUCUAUAUUAUUUGCCAAGAGUUUUUCGGACAUACUCAUCAAGACAGAACGCGUCGAACAUCCGACAGUUUCGUCACCAAUUGAACAGAUUGUAAACCUGCAGAGACAUUCAGUAAUUACGGAAAACCAUGGCGAGCAGGUGACACUCACAUUCAUCAGAAAUUUCAGUAAAGAGAAACAAGCCGUCUUUCAAAUCAAUGUCGACUACCAAGCAUCUUCGAAGAUGCUUCAUAAAAUCCAACUUCAAUGCUUUUUACCGUAUAAGCUGUCUUUCAUAGCUUUGGGUAAUUACACAACACUCAACGGGCUCAAGCUGGUAUUUUCGACAUUGCCAAUAUACCUGCGCACGACACUUCCUGCAAGUGAAACAACCCCGGCCCGUGAAAUAUGGAUUGUACCAGUGAAUAAUACUGGCGAGCUCGCUUUUGAAGGCGAUGUUGUCGUGGAGAGUAAUAUGAGUCCGUCAACCAGGAAUUGUGAUAAAGUGGUUAAUGCUGUAUCAUUUGACGGAAGUCCUGGAUACGCCAAGAUUAGGAAAUUGGGAGAGGCUGUCGAUAAUUGUUUGUAUGUACUAGCAUUAGAUCGCGCUGCUUUGGGAACAUUGCACGGAUUUUUUGAUGAGUCAUAUUGGGGACAAGGGCAACGCAAAACACAAGAAGAGGAUGUGAUUGCGACUAAGCAAGAAGCACAAGUGACAAGCGAGGGACAGCGACAACGACAGGAGCAGGAACAAUUGCAAAGUAACAUAUCCUUACGUUCUCCGGUAUACGUGGUAUGGGGUACACAGCAAGUAUACUACAAUUCUCAAUCAAAAACGCUAGAGGUUUCUUAUGGCGAAGAUGAAACGGAGCUCACUAUCAUCUCGCUAAAGCCUCCAUCCAACUCUUCAAUUCCCAAUGCAUCAUACCCACUUCCAUUUGUCUACACAGUACAACUAACUCCUCAUCAUGUAACGUCGACUCUCGACUUGACGCCUCAACUUCGCUCUUGGCAAAAACGAGUGUCUGAUUUGGCUAAUCUAAGUUGGCGGCCAACCAGUCUUAAACAAUCGCCGCUGGAACAUGGUCUUAUAGCUGGACAUGUAUUAUAUAAAACUUGCUUUCCAGCCGAGUACAGUUCGUUAAAAUCAGCAGUCAAGCUCUCAAUAAAUGUGAGACAUAGGUGCAGCAUAUUUCUCAAUGACCAAUUUGUUGGUGGACAUACAGUUUAUUCGAAAAGUUUUCGUGCGCCUGGAUGUAAGAAUGGACCUGAACUGUUUACUAGCUUUGGAAAGAAAAAAUAUGAUCUGACACAAUUUCUCAAACUACCCAAGAGCGAGGAAGCUAACGUACUGAUUAUAGUAGUAGAGAACUUGGGAAUCAAUCGACAGAUGGAUAUGUUUAAUGAUGUUCGAAACCCACGCGGGCUUAUUUCUGCUUCGUUCAGCGGUCUUAAGAGUAGCAACAAUCCACAAUGGAGUAUUUGUGGGGUUGAUUCAAGAAGGCUAGAUUGUCCAUUUAUCACCAGCGGCAUUCCGGAUGAGCAUAAGCGUACUGGUUGGAUAUCGUUACCCUCUCUACCUGAAAGUGGAAUAAACCCAUCAGAUGGUUUAAGUUGGUGGAAAUUUAGUUUUUCGCAUCCCGUUUCCUCCAAGCUGCGUUCAGAACUCUCAGCUCCUCUACGAUUAGUACUUUAUGGAUCAUUUACUUCAUAUAUAUUUCUCAAUGGUACUCUUAUCGGUAGGUAUUAUGGAAAUGGAGAUUCGUCUCAACAUGAUUUCUACUUGAUGGACGGAUUGUUGAAACACGAUGAGGAUAACACAAUUGUGUUGUUGGUGUAUAGUUGGGAGAUGGUGGUAUCGCCCGAUUUGAAGGUUCAAGUUAGAGGGUGGGAGAUUGAUGAUACGAACAAAAGUGGGAACGUGGUUAGAUUGAGACGAGGAACAGAAGAUGUGGAGAGUGCUAGGAACGGUUGGGUUGUAUGGAAAACAAAUAUCAAUUUGUGA
This is a messenger RNA of Paraglomus brasilianum, 3258 nucleotides long. The record is from the annotation of a GenBank genome assembly. NCBI's taxonomy places the organism in Eukaryota, Fungi, Glomeromycota, Glomeromycetes, Paraglomerales, Paraglomeraceae.